UCUGCAUCUCCUCCUCUGGAUGAAGUUCCAUUGGCUUGGUCUUUCCCUUGGUUUGGGAUCCAGGGCCUUCUCACUCAUUGGAACAAAUCUGGUGCUGUGGAUUGACUGUGCCUGGCUCCUAGACAACUAAACACGCAAGUUUUCCUUGAUUUAGAAGGGGACUCUCCUUCCCCACUCUCACUGUGAGAAUGUUGGUGCUUCUGGCUUUCAUCAUCGUGUUUCACAUCACCUCAGCAGCGCUGCUGUUCAUCGCCACCAUCGACAAUGCCUGGUGGGUAGGAGAGGAAUUUUUCACAGAUAUCUGGAGAGUAUGUCGCAACAAUUCUAAUUGUACAGAAAUUAAUGACUCCCUUGAUGAUUAUGCUACUAUCCAAGCCGUUCAAGCCAGCAUGAUCCUUUCCACCAUCCUUUGCUGCAUAGCUCUCUUUAUCUUUGUGCUCCAACUCUUCCGCCUGAAGCAAGGAGAGAGAUUUGUUCUAACUUCAAUUAUCCAGUUACUGUCAUGCCUUUGUGUUAUGAUUGCUGCAUCAAUUUACACAAACCAAUAUGAAGAAAUCCAUAAGGACAAAAAGUUUUACGAAGAUAUAACUCAAGGGAAAUACGGCUAUUCCUUCAUCUUGGCCUGGGUUGCAUUUGCCUUUACUUUGAUCAGUGGCAUAAUGUACCUAAUACUGAGAAAGCGUAAAUAAAACCCCGGGAGCUAACUUUCCAUUAUUAUAGUAGAAAACCCAAAUUUCAAUAA
This is a messenger RNA of Antechinus flavipes (yellow-footed antechinus), 742 nucleotides long. It is a transcript of the gene EMP2, whose product is annotated as epithelial membrane protein 2. The record is from RefSeq and is a predicted model, not a curated record. The transcript is spliced from 5 exons. The coding region runs from base 189 to 689 and encodes 166 amino acids. Lineage: Eukaryota; Metazoa; Chordata; Mammalia; Dasyuromorphia; Dasyuridae. Gene Ontology annotation, cellular component: plasma membrane.